Molecule: messenger RNA, 3330 nt
Organism: Micropterus dolomieu (smallmouth bass)
Lineage: Eukaryota; Metazoa; Chordata; Actinopteri; Centrarchiformes; Centrarchidae
Gene: txlnba
Product: taxilin beta a
Exons: 10
Coding region: 1-2994 (997 amino acids)
Molecular function (GO): syntaxin binding
Source: RefSeq, a predicted model, not a curated record
AUGGAGACGUCGGUGAAAGCAGCUGAGGUGAUGGUGCCCCAGCCUGAUGUGGCGGACGCCGUGAACGCUGAAGGUGAUGCGGCGGCGGCGGCUCCCGCUGCAGCCUCGGGCUCCUCCUCCGACUUCUUCGACCCCAUGGAGGAGUUCAGCAGACGGCUGGAGGACAUCAUCAGCACCCACGGCUCCGCAGCCAGCCUCCCGGACAAACAGAGAGUCGUGGAGGCCGAGACGGAGAAGGAGGAAGAUGACAUCACAGUUACCAUGGAGACAGAGGUCUCUCUCAUCAUGCAGAGUCUGAACAAGAUCUCUUCUCCAGAGAAGAAACUGGAAGAUUUGGUCAAGAAACAUGCUGAGCUGGCAGCCUUGCGGCGCUGUGAUGAGAAGAAGCUGUGUGUUCUGCAGCAGAGGUUGUCCGCCGUGCUGGAUGAGCGGCAGCAGCUGCAGGCUGAGAGCCGCAGCAGCAUCGCAGCUCGCAGCAAACUGGAGAGUCUGUGCAGAGAGCUGCAGGGACACUACAACAUACUGAGGGAGGAGACCAUUCAGCGCUGCAGGGAGGAUGAGGAGAAGAGGAAGGAGAUGACCAGCCACUUCCAGAUGAUGCUGACAGAAAUCCAGGCCCAGAUCGAGCAGCACAGCGCCCGAAACGACAAGCUGUGCCACGAAAACAGCAACCUGACCGACAAACUGGAGAGUCUCAUGAACCAGUGCGAGAUGCGGGAGGAGAGUUUGGAGAAGAUCAACCAGCGUCGCGACCUGCAGCACAAACUGACUGAAGCCAAACUGCAGCAGGCCAACGCUCUGCUGAACGAAGCCGAGGAGAAGCACAAGAGAGAGAAAGAAUAUUUGCUUAGGGAGGCUAUUGACAAAACAAAGAAAUGCUUCGCUAUGAAGGAGCAGGAGCUGGCCAUGAAGAAGAAGCUGGCCCUCUACGCUCAGAAGUUUGAUGAGUUUCAGGCGACACUGGCCAAGAGCAACGAAAUCUACGUCCGCUUCAAAAAGGAGAUGGAUAAUAUGUCAGACAAGAUGAAGAAAAUGGAUAAAGAGUCAAAUCUGUGGAAGACGAGGUUUGAGAACUGCAACAAAGCUCUGACUGACAUGAUUGAAGAGAGAGGUGAGAAAGCCAAAGAGUACGACCUGUUCGUCCUGAAGAUCCAGAAGCUGGAGAAGCUGUGUCGUGCCCUACAGGAAGAGAGGGCAGUCCUCUAUGACAAGAUCAAGGAAGUCCGCCAAGCAAACUCCAACCUCCCAUCAAAGUACUUCGGCAGCUCUACACCCGACGCCAUCCCUGACACUGAGGGUGCUGACAAAACUGCCCUGCUCACCACUGUGGAGAUCCAGGAGAUCCAGGAGGAAGACCCAGUAUUAACGGAGGGGAUGACCCGCCUGAAGGAGGAGCAGGCCAAGCUGCAGGAGUUUGCCGCCUCCCUGUUGGCCACACCCAGCGACGACGAUCAAGAGGACAAGGGUGAUUUAGACCCUGAAGAAGACCUGGUGGCUUCUGCGUUUGACCAGUUUAAAACCCAAACUCAGGUCAGAAAGGAGGUCGUUUCAGUCCCUGAGCAGACGGUAGAUGUAAAAUCAGAGGCAGCAGAAUCAGUUCUCCCACAGCCAGCAGUGUCCACGCCUGAAGCUCCAACACCUGUGCAGAACACUUCUGAAGCUGAUGGAAAACCAGAAGCAGAAGAGGUUCAAACCCCGGUCAAGGAGAAAGAGGUGCAACCCGUUAAACUAGAGGAGGAGAUCCAGCACCAACCACAAGCUCCAACACCUGUGCAGAACACUUCUGCAACAGAAGCAAAAGUUCAAACCCAGGUCAAAGAGGUGCAACCCGUUAAACUAGAGGAGGAGAUCCAGCACCAACCACAAGCUCCAACACCUGUGCAGAACACUUCUGCAACAGAAGCAAAAGUUCAAACCCAGGUCAAAGAGGUGCAACCCGUUAAACUAGAGGAGGAGAUCCAGCACCAACCACAAGCUCCAACACCUGUGCAGAACACUUCUGCAACAGAAGCAAAAGUUCAAACCCAGGUCAAAGAGGUGCAACCCGUUAAACUAGAGGAGGAGAUCCAGCACCAACCACAAGCUCCAACACCUGUGCAGAACACUUCUGCAACAGAAGCAAAAGUUCAAACCCAGGUCAAAGAGGUGCAACCCGUUAAACUAGAGGAGGAGAUCCAGCACCAACCACAAGCUCCAACACCUGUGCAGAACACUUCUGCAACAGAAGCAAAAGUUCAAACCCAGGUCAAAGAGGUGCAACCCGUUAAACUAGAGGAGGAGAUCCAGCACCAACCACAAGCUCCAACACCUGUGCAGAACACUUCUGCAACAGAAGCAAAAGUUCAAACCCAGGUCAAAGAGGUGCAACCCGUUAAACUAGAGGAGGAGAUCCAGCACCAACCACAAGCUCCAACACCUGUGCAGAACACUUCUGCAACAGAAGCAAAAGUUCAAACCCAGGUCAAAGAGGUGCAACCCGUUAAACUAGAGGAGGAGAUCCAGCACCAACCACAAGCUCCAACACCUGUGCAGAACACUUCUGCAACAGAAGCAAAAGUUCAAACCCAGGUCAAAGAGGUGCAACCCGUUAAACUAGAGGAGGAGAUCCAGCACCAACCAGAAGCUCCAACACCUGUGCAGAACACUUCUGAAACAGAAGCAAAAGUUCAAACCCAGGUCAAAGAGGUUCAACCCCUUCAACUAGAUGAGGAGAUCCAGCAGGAACCUGCUGAACCAGUUCCAACAACAGAGCCUGAGAAAGUCCAGAUUAAUCCACCAACAGACCCGAAACCAGAGGCUGGUGAGGUCAAACCAGUGGUGCCAGUGGGAGACGAGGAGGUCCAGGCUGAAUCAGCGCAAGUUCCAGAAGAGAAACCAAAGACAGCUUCACCCUCUGAAAACACACCUAAAAUGACUGUCAACUCUGAUGCCGACUCCUCCAAGAAGCAAACGCCGAAGAAAAAGAAGAAGAGGAACGGCAAGAAUGCUAGCUAAGGUUUUGGACGUGCAGAAGGUGUGUGUGGUGUUAUUUGGGAAUAGUGUGCGUGUGUGUGUAGCUGAAAUCACACUGUGCCUUUGUUCCUUUCGUAAAGGUUAAAAUCUUUAGUUUGUCCCAACUGGUGCAGCUGAGGUGUUUUCUCAAGACUGAGGACGGACGAUUAAAACCAACUGUAUUUUACACUUUGAACGUCUAAAUGAGCAACGUUUGACCUGGUAGAAGGAAUGAAAGGAUGAAGACAAAGUCUAAAUCACUGAGAGAUAAAACAAGGUUUUUCUGCCAACACAAAACAAGUGGUUGGUAUCCAUGCCAGUAAAAUAGCAGUGUCUCCU